Messenger RNA from Cavenderia fasciculata, 648 nucleotides. RefSeq lists its product as uncharacterized. The transcript is spliced from 2 exons. NCBI's taxonomy places the organism in Eukaryota, Evosea, Eumycetozoa, Acytosteliales, Cavenderiaceae. The record is from RefSeq and is a predicted model, not a curated record. Bases 1 to 648 code for a protein of 215 amino acids.
AUGAUUUCAUUCAUUUUAUCAAUUAUUUUCCUUUUACUAUUAACAAUCACUACUACAACUACAAUAGUAAGAGCUGAAAUAUAUCCUGGAUAUCCAGUUAUACCAUCUUUACAUGAUGAUCAUGGAAAUGAUUUAGGUCCAAUAUUAAAGGAUAUAGAAAGAGAUUAUUUAGAUAUUUCACCACCUUUAUCUGAAGAAUUAGUCUUGGACCAAGAAUUUAAUUUUAAUGAGGAUAAUCAAAAUAAUAUACAAACUGAGCAAGAAAAAAAUAAUACACUAAACAAGAACAAUACUAGUACAAAUCAUAAUGCAACCAUCAUUAAUGGUACUAGUUCUAUUAAUUUAAAUCAUACCAAUAGUAGUAUUACAAAUAGUACCACUACCUCUAAUCAUUCAAAUCAAACCAAUCAUAAUAGUUCAACCACCGUCACCAACAGUACAAAGAAUACAACACCAACAAAUCCACCUGUAGAAGAUAGGGAAGGCCAAAGAACCAAAAAAGCAUUUACCGCUGUAAUGCAAAGGAUGGAAGAGGCCAACGAAGAAACUGGAGUAAAGAAAUAUUUAAAAGUGAUAGAUUGCCUAUUUAUCAUGGGAAAUGAGGCAUUAAAUUCUAUCAUGUUUAAAUGGUUUGGUUCUAAAUACUAG